Messenger RNA from Cyclopterus lumpus (lumpfish), 2367 nucleotides. It is a transcript of the gene ndrg3a, whose product is annotated as ndrg family member 3a. Gene Ontology annotation, biological process: signal transduction. The transcript has 14 exons. NCBI's taxonomy places the organism in Eukaryota, Metazoa, Chordata, Actinopteri, Perciformes, Cyclopteridae. Bases 418 to 1524 code for a protein of 368 amino acids. The record is from RefSeq and is a predicted model, not a curated record. Gene Ontology annotation, cellular component: cytoplasm.
ACGCGCUGUGACUACUAAAGCACAAACUGCAGUCUCACUCUCCUCCCCCUCCGUCUCUUCUCCUACUCUCUUUCCUAGCUCCCGUCUCCGUCUCUCUCUCUCCCUCUCUCUCUCUCGUUCUCUCUGCAUCUUAUCCAUACACCCCCCCCUCCCCUCCCACCACCACCACCACCCCCCUCUUCUGCUUUCAUUCAGAUUAUUUACCCAUCUCCUCCUCAAUCCGCUGUGUCUUUCUCCUCCCUCUCUUCUUGGUCUUCCUUGUCGCUGCUGCUCUUGCCUCCUCACCCUGCAUCCCUCCCUUCCUACCAGUGCUCCCGCCUUCCUCCUCCUCCUCCUCCUCCUUCUUGGAGAUCUUCAAAGCUGCCCAGCACACACUUGCACAUAGCACAACACACUCCUCUCCUGCGUGGGAAAAACAUGUCAGCUAUUCUGGACCUGGACCAGAUUGCAUGCUCUGGGAAUGGAGUGGAGCAUGACAUUGAGACUCCUCAUGGCGUUCUCCACGUGACGAUGAGAGGCGUCCCGAAGGGCAAUAGACCCAUCAUCCUCACCUAUCAUGACAUCGGCCUCAACCACAAGUCGUGCUUCAACACCCUGUUCAACUACGAGGACAUGCAGGAGAUCAUGCAGCACUUUGCAGUGGUUCACGUGGACGCGCCCGGCCAGCAGGAGGGCGCGCCUCCCUUCCCCAGCGGCUAUCGCUACCCGACCAUGGACGAGCUGGCGGAAAUGCUGCCCUCUGUGAUGACUCAUCUCAAGGUCAGCAGUGUGAUCGCCAUCGGCGUGGGAGCGGGGGCGUACAUCCUCAGCCGCUUUGCACUGAACAACCCGACCCUGGUGGAGGGGCUGGUUCUGAUCAACGUGGACCCGUGUGCUGAAGGCUGGAUCGACUGGGCCGCCUCAAAGGUGACCGGAUGGACCAGUAAUUUGGUGGAUAUCAUCAUGGCUCACCACUUCAGCGCUGAUGAGCUGACAGACAACCUGGAGCUGAUCCAGACCUACCGCCUCCACAUCGCCCAGGACAUCAACCAGGACAACCUGGCCCUGUUCUGUGGCUCCUACCAAUACCGCCGGGACCUGGAGAUCGAGAGGCCAAUCGUGGGUCUGAACGAGGACACAGUUAACACAUUAAUCUGCCCAGCGUUGUUGGUGGUCGGCGACACAUCCCCCGCUGUGGAGGCUGUGGUGGAGUGCAACUCCAGGUUAAAUCCAACCAAGGCCACACUGCUAAAGAUGGCUGACUGCGGAGGCUUGCCCCAAGUUGUGCAGCCAGGGAAACUUGCCGAGGCCUUCAAGUACUUUGUUCAGGGAAUGGGCUACAUUCCCUACGUUCUUCUCAGCCACCUGAGCAGCGAUUCAGUGCCGUCAGUAGGGAUGACUCGCCUGGCGCGCUCACGCACCACCUCCUCCUCCAGCAUCACCUCCAUGGACAGCAGUCGCAGCCGCAACAACCUCAACAGCCUGCUGGAGGGCAGCGCCCUGGACAACCAGGCCGGCCCCCAGACCCUGGAGGUGUCCUGCUAAACUCUUCACAUUCCCACAGUAACUUAUGUGCCCUCUCUCUCUCCUCCCCCUCUCUCUUUCUCUCUCUCUCUCUCUCUCUCAUCCCGCUCCUAAACAACUCAACGCCAGGGGGAUCUGUAAGGAACUAUGUGAUUAGAAAAAAAAAAAUGUAAUAAAUAUAUUAACAGAUGCAUAUUAUUGAAUAUUUAAUACAGUGUCACAUUCUUACCAGAAACCAUACUCACGGUCAAAUGUGUUGCGUAUUCAAAUGGUUAAACCAUAUCAUUGUCCAACCCCAAAACCCCUUUCUAUUUAUUUUUUGUUCACAUUGUCUUUGAUUUAAAUGUCUCCACACACAAACACUAUAGAAAUGCUCCGUGUGUGCUUAACAACACGUUUACACUCUGAACUGGUCUUUCCUGAUCUCUAAACAUUGAUUUUUGAGUCCCUGUAUCUUUUGUGUUUUUAAUCCUAACCAUAUCGCGAGGCCCAAUUAGUCACAAACUAUGCCGAGGGGCCACUAAACAUACUGUAGCUGCAGAACUUGGGGCAAAGGGAUGCAUGGGAGAACCAGUGACGUCGGUCAAAGUAAACUAAAGCUGUGGAGGGAGCAUUUAGUGUCAGUAACUCGUUCACGUCACGCACACUCGUUCAUUUUGUAUUCUUUUCUUUGUGUCUGAGCUCGUCUCCUCUUCUUUCUGCUUCAGUGUUUGAUGUUUUUGUUCAGUUGAAUAGAUUAUUCUGUGACGUUUUAACAACCUGCAACAAGUGGGUUCUGAUGUGAAAAGUACCCGUCACCGGGUGCCUCUCGCUGUCUGCUGAUUCAACCCAUUUAUAUUACUACUGAAUAAAGGUACAACGUGA